This is a messenger RNA of Choloepus didactylus (southern two-toed sloth), 5182 nucleotides long. RefSeq names its product mature T cell proliferation 1 (gene MTCP1). Gene Ontology annotation, molecular function: protein serine/threonine kinase activator activity. The coding region runs from base 4712 to 5035 and encodes 107 amino acids. The transcript has 4 exons. Gene Ontology annotation, biological process: positive regulation of peptidyl-serine phosphorylation. NCBI's taxonomy places the organism in Eukaryota, Metazoa, Chordata, Mammalia, Pilosa, Megalonychidae. The record is from RefSeq and is a predicted model, not a curated record.
AGGUAUUUCAAACGUCAAGGGUAAAAGUACAGAUCUUCUAACUUCCAAAUUUAGAAAUGACACGUGGAUUUUGGGAACGAUUCUAAAUCAAAGAAAAAAUAUUUGCCCUACUGCCUCCACAGCAAUUCCAUGUUUGUUUUUGUUUUUGUUUUUGUUUUUUUUUCCUAGUCCCUGUAUAGUUUUGAAGCCAGGCAGAGAUGGCAGUACUGGAAAGGGAACCUUCCUAAGGUGCUACUUGAAGUGGUGUUGAUGCUUUGCUCUUUUCUCCCAAGUCAGUUCCAACCAAAGUCUCCCACGGAGAGGGCCCCCAUCCAGUAGAACUAUCUGUGAUGUAUUAUGCCAGCGACCUCCAUUUUUACAUAAUGUUUAAGGAUUACACGGCACAUUUUCCCAUGGUUAAGUUUGAUAAUGAUAACUGUUUGGCAAAUUUUCAAGUCUGUAAUUACUUGGGAUCCACCUAAAUUUGCCCUUAACUUUCACCAUAUAUGAUUUUCAGUUACUGUUUGUGGCCAGCAUGCCCUGCUCUGUUGGGGCAGAGAUGGCUGUUCUACUCUAGUACUUUUGAUGGUGGGAUAUUUUGAGUUUAUAAAGUGCCUUCAGGUACCUUCAAGAAGAAAAACACCUUUAGUUAGUUGGUGGUCUUAGUCUUAUAUUCCAGAGUGACAUUCACUAACUUUUAUAAUGCUCAUGGCUGCAUCUUACUGCUGUAAAUGAUGUAGAGAAAAAUAAACCAUUAACAUUUGUAGCAAGUUUAUAAUGUGCUAGGCACUCUGCUAAGCAUUUAUAUACCUCGUGUAUGUAAACCACCCCAAUUGGAAUCAGAAUAUGCAUCUUCCUAGCUGUGUGAACCUUGGGCAAGUUACCUGACUUCUCUGUGCCUUAGUUUCCUCAUGUUUAACUGGGAAUAAUAAUAGUACCAACCUCAUAGGGUGGUUGUGAAGAUUAAAUGAGUCUAUAUACAUAAAGCAUAUAGGACAGGCUAAAUGAGUGCUGUAAUUAUUGUGUUCUUUAAUGCUCAUUUUGCACAUCAGGAAAUUGAGGUGGACACAGGUUAACUUGUCUGAGGUCACAAAGCUAGUAAGUGGCAGAAUCAGAAUGCCUGCAUUUUUGUCCAUAAUGCAAUAAAACAUUUUGAUAAUUUCAUCCAUUAUAAUUGGGUGAGUUUAUUAAUUGACUUCAAAUAAAAGAAGUGUAUUCAACCGUUGAAUGCUAAAAACUGCUCAAACACCCAGAAAUUAAAGAAUAUCUAUACUUUAAAAAAAAACACAAAGGAAUUCAUUCUGUAAAGGAAAAAUGAUGGUUUUAUUUAUAUUUACUUCCUGAGGAAGCUCUUCUCUGUUAUGUGUCAUCCAUUCAGAACAUAAUUUACAAAAUACUAAGAAAUUAUCUAGCUCAGCAUGGUCUCUGGUCAUGGCGUCAAGGUGACCCCCUUGGUGUCAAUCUCUUUUAAAGUCUCUUAUCUAAACAUUUAUUUGAACCUAUUUGUAUUUACAGCUGGUAUUAUUCCUCGCCUUGAGUUCCACAGGUUUAUUAUAUUCUCUGUGUUAUAUUGCAUUUUGUACCUAAGUUUAUCUUGAGGUUUGAAGAGGUUCAUCAUAGUUCUUUUGGAAUCAAGCAUCAUGUGAAGAGAAAUGUUCUCUAGUCAAAUAAAUUUGGGAAAUGUUAAACAAAAUAAAGUUUCUUUACUGCAUAACUUGCCAGAGCUUUUACUAUGCUGAUGUGUUUUAUGACACUCCAAGAUUCCCAAACUUACUUGACCAAGAAGAUGUUGGAGGCAAGCAUUCUAAGAACCAUAUUUAGGGAAAUGGUGGUUUAGUCAUACCCUGUGAUUUUGUAGGCUUUGAUCUUAAUCCCUCACACUCAGCCUUUGGUGUUCUCUACUGAAGAUGUUUUUGGUUCAUGCUCAUAUGGCAGCUUCUCUAUCCCUUGAUCACUUCAGUUGCCUUUCUCUGGGCCUUCCUGCUGUCUCUGAAUGGUUGAGCACAGAAAUCCAGAAUAAUGUGCUAAGGUUUGUUCCUAGGCUCCUGCUGCUGGUGCUCAGCAUGGUGGCCUUUGGGGCCCAGCAGCGUAUCACACUGCUUUUCUUUUGAGAAUAUUUUGUGGCUCAAAGACCUCUUAGUAGUGAUCAUAGUAACUCACUGUCAUUUAUUGGUCACACUUCUGUCUUUUGUGCUCAAACCCAGACUUUCAUAUAUUUUAUUUUGACAGUGGUAGUUACUGGGUUUUUGUUUGUAUGUCUCCUUUUCAAAUCCUUGGGGAGGAAGAGAGACAGAACAAAUGGAGAAAAAAAUGGCUUUACAAAAUUAUAGCUAGAGGCUCACACCUAGAGAACCAAUCUCCACCAUAUAUACGUGACUAAUUAUAACUGCCACUCCUUUGUUUUCCCUCCCUGCCCUUCAUACAUAUCCACCCACUCAUAGUAACAUUGUUUGACCAGUAUUUCAGACUUGAGAUGCCCGGUACUGUAUCAUCCCUGCUACUGAGGAGCUCACAAUACUGUAUUUUGAGGGAGACAGUACUUGCAAAAUAAGCAGAGAGAAAAUAUGUAGAGCAAUUUGUAAUUAAGGACCAAAAUGUGAACUUUAGUUUAGACAUAAAUGCUACAGUAGUCAGGAGGCAAAAAAAUUCUUUAAAAGUUUUCAUGGAGGAGGCAGGUACUGACAUAGGCAGAAGGGCCUGCGGAAGCAUUUUAGGCACGUGGAAAGGAAGAGUAAAGGUGUGGAGCUAGAAAUGAGCCUGGUGUUUGGGGGAAAGUUUGUCCCAAAUACAGUGGUAGUAGUGGUGAUUGUUGGUAAGAGCAAUGGGUCGGAUCAGGAUCUAACAAGAAUUUGGACUCAUUAAAGGAGGAGGGGGGGUACUUUGCAGAUGAUUCUUAAACAGGAGAGUGCUUUAGGAAAGUGAAUCUGGCUGAUUGGCUUUCAUUGGUAGGUUGGAGAAAGAUGCUGGAGACCAAUUUCAAUAUUAGAGGAUCCAGGCAUAUGGUAUGUUUUGAAGGGGGAAUGGGGUGGAAAUGGAAGUGGAAAACAGAGCAAAUCUGACGUAUUUUGCAGAGGAUGAAACAAUAGAACUGGUGAUGAUAGGAUGUAGCAACUAAAGAAGAGGAUAGAAGUCUGAGAGAACUCCAAGUUUUGAGUCUGCAGAAUUAGGAGCAUGGUUGCCCUUGAGAGAAAUCAGGAUUUGGUUAAAGGAGAAUGGGCUCCAUUUUGGAUGAGUUGGAAAUGAGAGAGCAAAUCCACAUGAAAAGAUAAGACUGGAGCUUACCCCAAGCUCAGAGUUAGAGCCCCUCAGGAUACAGUGGGUGAAGCAACUGUGAUGGUCUUAAGUUACUCACUGAAAGCAGAUCAUUUCUUAAGUCUAUAAAGGUAUUGCCAACAGCAUUUAAGAAAAAAAAUCAUACUCAGAUUUUGGUCCUCAAAAAGAGAGAUUGGUUUAGCUCAUUUAGUUCUUAUCCCUGGCUAAUUUUUUAAAAGUUGGGUUAUUUCUUAGUCUGCAUCACACUGCAUUCUGGCAUCUGAUUUGCUAUUGAGAAUCUCAUCUUGAGAGUUUAACAACUUCUCAAGCUGUGCUGAAGUCCCUUUUCCACCUAACGGCCACCUAAUGGGAAUAGGAAGGUCUUUGUUUUGUGGGGCAGAUCCUACAGUGUCAUAUCUGUUCUAUGCCAAAGGCAGGAAUACAGUAAAACCAGGCUGUGAUGCUGAGUGGGGUCCAAAAGCUUCAGUUAAGCAAAAUGCAUGUCAUGUUAUUGCAAGGCACUGAAAUGAAAUUGUGGCUUGGGCAGAGGAUCGCCGAUGGAGUUUAGACCCAUAUCUGCAUUGCAGAGAGUUGUCCUGACUGUCCAAACAGGCCAGGAGGUGUGCUUAUUUUUACCUUUCUUGAAGGGCAGAGGGGCUGUUCUGCACUUCUGGCUUGGGAAAUAGAAUUUGAACCAUGCCUCUUGAAAAAUGGACUCCUACAACAACCUGAAGCUUUAUUAAAAUGCAGGAACCUAGACAGAUAACUACUAUUCCCUUAAAAGUCUUUUGCAGCUCAAAAAUUCCAUGAAACUAUCUGAAAUAUUUUUUCCUGACAUGAAAACCCCUCUGGAAACGCCCAGCCUCUAUAAGUAACCUAAGUAAACUGACAAAUAGAUCGUUUGCCCUUUAAAAAAAAAAGUGUUAUUUCAAUUUAGAAAGCAAUGCAUAUAAUUUAAUCUUCAGAAUCUUACCUUUCAAAAUGGAAAUUGCUUGGAAGUGGCUUUUAACUGGGGAAUAUGGCAUGCUUGUGUCUGUGUCUGAUCUGCUUUCCUGCCAAAAUGAGUGUGCCCUUAGGCACACCCUUGUGCAUUUUCUGUUGCUAACUACAUUUUGCCAGACACUGCUUUGUGAAUGCAAAGAACGAGUGACCACUGCCAAGCUUUCUGUAGUGCUAGUCCUGUAUUUUCACAGAACUCAUCUAGCAGAAUCUUUCAGUGCUUCGCGGUCAAGUUAGCAUCGCCUGAGGCUCUGCCUGGGUGUCACUUCAACUGUCUUGCAGGGACCUUCUGAUAGCCUCAGUUCUAUUCAGGCUGUGCGAAUAGAUUAGGUUUGGUUCUGCUUGGUGGUUGCUAGUACCAGGUCACCUAGCUCACUGGUGAAUUAAUUCAAACCCAAAAAGUCACACCUGUGUCCUGUGCGCGGGUGCUGCAGGCUUAGGUGGAGAAAAGCAGGGAUAGAAUUGGAACCCAAAGCCCAGAAUGGCAGGAGAGGAUGUGGGGGCUCCACCCGAUCACCUCUGGGUUCACCGAGAGGGUAUCUACCGUGAUGAAUACCAGCGUACAUGGGUUGCUGUCGUGGAAGAGGAGAUGAGUUUCCUAAGGGCACGAGUCCAGCAAGUUCAGGUUCCCUUAGGUGACGCAGCUAGGCCAAGUCACCUUCUUACCUCCCAGCUACCUCUAAUGUGGCAACUCUACCCUGAGCAGCGCUACAUGGAUAACAACUCUCGUUUGUGGCAGAUACAGCAUCAUUUAAUGGUCAGGGGAGUGCAGGAGCUGUUGCUUAAGCUUUUACCUGAUGAUUAACCUGGUGCUGGGAUUCUAGGAAGAUAUGCUCAUUUGUUCUGUUCAGUAUAUGGCAAUCACUUCAUCUACCACUGCAGUGCACCCACCCUUGGGCCAGGGCGGGGCGGGGAAUGGGUUGAAAACUGUUCCAGAACACAGAAGUUUAGG